AUGCUCGGUCGAGGUGGCUUCAGACUUACAAAGUGGAUGUCGAACUGCCAAGAAGUUGUUGAUUCAAUCCCACCGGAAGAGCGAGCAAAACCGUCCCUAACUGUCAAUCUAGAAGAUGACAACGAGUUCGAAAGAACACUCGGUCUUCCGUGGAACAUCCGAGAUGAUGCUUUCUUUUUUGACGUACAUCUGAAAGAAAAGGUGCCUACACAAAGAGGAGUUUUAUCUGUAGCGAGCUCCUUAUACGAUCCGUUAGGAUUUGUAGCUCCAGUGACAUUGAUUCCGAAGUUGAUACUACAGAACGCAUGUCGUCAAGGCUUAACGUGGGAUCAAAAACUUAAUGAAUCCGACAUAGAAAAGUGGUGUGAUUGGCUUACAAAUUUGCCAAAGUUGUCAUCUGUAAAAAUUGAAAGGUGUCUAAAGGCGGGUGACCUUGAUAUCUCCGCAUGCAAUGUAGAGCUGCAUAUGUUCAGUGAUGCUUCACAAUACGCCUACGGAGCAGCAGCAUACAUUAAGAUAUAUGACAGACAAGGAAACGGCAAAUGUUCCUUUGUGAUGGGGAAAUCUAGGUUAGCGCCCAUCAAGACCGUAACCAUACCGAGACUUGAAUUAGCAGCUGCAGUAGUAUCGGUAAAAUUGUUUCAGAUGCAGAUUAAAGAACUGGACACAAAUGUCGACAACUGCUAUUUUUGGACCGACUCAAUGAUUGUUCUAGGGUAUGUUCGAAAUACUUCACGGCGUUUUAAGACGUAUGUUGCUAACAGGUCAGCUCUUAUUCAUGAACUGACUUCCCCAAAUGAUUGGAGGUACGUGCCCACAAACAUGAAUCCAGCUGACUUAGCUUCCAGGGGUGUACACCCGGAGGAAGGAGGGAAACUUUUUAUAUGGUUGAACGGACCAAAAUUUCUGAACAUGGAGAAAGAUGAUUGGCCACAUGAACCUGAUGGAAUCACGACGGAGUACGAAGAUGUUGAAAUGAAACCAGCUGUAGUGACUAGUAUGGUCCAGUCUCAAUUCUGA
This is a messenger RNA of Mya arenaria, 1020 nucleotides long. RefSeq lists its product as uncharacterized. The record is from RefSeq and is a predicted model, not a curated record. The coding region runs from base 1 to 1020 and encodes 339 amino acids. Lineage: Eukaryota; Metazoa; Mollusca; Bivalvia; Myida; Myidae. The transcript has a single exon.